GCUACCUGUUCUUCCUACUCCAUAGAAAGAGGAUUUUACCGAAUGAUGUUUCACUGCUAAGGCUUACCAAACUACCGGAUGGCUGCACAGGUUAUGUGAAGUUCAGGGAAUGACGAUACCGAUAGCACAUACAAUGAUACAUGGAGCCAGAACUCAGAUCAAAAAAAUGCAGGUGCUCCUGGCUUUUUUGACCCAAAGUGUCGGAGGCUGCUUUGGCGACCAAAUUACAGACGACGGGGGAGAGUCAUACGAUACAGAGCCUGCACAUUGCGACAGGGAUCUGUUAGCUGGACCCGGACAGGAGCCGCUGCAGCCAAAAUUCUCCUUCUUCGAUGUGGUCUCACGUUCUAGCUGUUCCACUCACUCUGACUUCAGCUUCAAAAACGACAAGCUUGCACUGGGACUGUCGAGAAGUGACGCCAACUCAGGGCUGCCAGACAUCUAUGAACUUAGGACGGACGCAGCCAGGGCUUCAGAAGUCCCGUGCUCCCUUUUUCCUGCCAUAGACUACUCUCAGUUCAACCCGUCGGAUCCCAACUACAUUCCGCUCUUCCCCUGCUCGAUGGUACCCAGCUAGCCGGCUAGCACACCGCAGCACAUGCUGCCCACAGACCUUUUCUAAACAUAUAUAUUCCACCAGCCUUUAAUGUAUCCACUCUGUUCCUCGCCCUGACCUACAACACAAGUUACCCAUCAAUGUGUCAAACCUGAGUCUAGCGAAUUCCUCGGAAAAGCUGUCAAACGUCCGAGUUCUUCUUGCCGCCGGUACCGGAUCUCUACAAACGCCGAACGCCGAAGAAAAUGCCGUUGCCGCGAGGCGAAGCGGAAUAGAACCCCCGGCUU
Molecule: messenger RNA, 843 nt
Organism: Pichia membranifaciens NRRL Y-2026
Lineage: Eukaryota; Fungi; Ascomycota; Pichiomycetes; Pichiales; Pichiaceae
Exons: 1
Coding region: 110-577 (155 amino acids)
Source: RefSeq, a predicted model, not a curated record